CAAGGAGCGCAAUGGACUGGGCGGGGUCUCUGCGCCCUUUUUUUUGGGGGGGGGGGGGAAGCUGACCGUCCAAUCGCAGGCGUCCCCGCCUGAGCCCCCUCCCCAGCGCUCCUCCCGGGCGCGUCUCCCCUCCCCUCCCUCCCCUCCCCUCCGCAGACCCGGAGGCGGCUGAGCCGAAGGCGCGCCGGGAGGUUUCGCUUCUCCAAACAAAGGCUCGGCGGCGAUCCGGAUGAAGGGGCGCCCCUAGACGGCUCCGGAGCCGGUUCCCGGAGCGGAUCCGGAGGCGCCUCCGAAGCGCGAUGGCUCAGCGGCUCCAUGCACUGCCCGGCGGGCGGCUCUGAAGGCGGCUCUCGCGUCCCCGGCCGGGGCAGAUCGGGGGUGGCCGCCCGGCCAGGCGCGUCUCCGUGUGGGAGAAAAGCACCCACGUGCCCCAACUAUGUGGCAACAGACCUUCAGGCCAUCUCACUGGGGCACAUUUAUAAAGAAGAGCAGAAAUCCGUGACGUUCAUUGCGCGAACGAGGGGGUUUGCAUAGAGUGGAGCUGGAAUGGGAAAUCACAGCAAUAAUCAUACCUGUGUGACAGAUGACUCCUUCAAGUACAACCUCUACGGAGCCGUCUACAGCGUGGUGUUCAUCCUGGGGUUGAUCACCAACUGCGCCUCUUUGUUCAUGUUCUGCUUUCGCAUCAAAAUGCGGAACGAGACCACCAUUUUCAUGACCAACUUGGCCUUCUCCGAUUUGCUCUUUGUCUUCACUCUCCCAUUCAAAAUCUUCUACAACUUCAACAGGCACUGGCCGUUCGGGGACACUCUGUGCAAGAUUUCAGGGACUGCUUUUCUGACUAACAUCUACGGGAGUAUGCUGUUCCUCACCUGCAUCAGCGUUGACCGCUUUCUCGCUAUCGUCUACCCCUUCCGGUCUCGUACUAUUCGGACGCGAAAAAACUCAGCCAUUGUGUGUGCAGGUGUCUGGAUUCUGGUCCUCAGUGGCGGGAUCUCAGCAUCUUUGUUUUCCACCACAAACACCUACAACACAAGUACGACAUGUUUUGAGGGUUUUUCCAAACGGAUCUGGAAGACCUACCUGUCCAAGAUUACAAUAUUUAUUGAAGUGGUUGGCUUCAUUAUUCCCUUGAUGCUCAACCUUACCUGUGCAUCACUUGUGCUGAGGACUCUGCGGAAACCGGACACCCUCUCGCAGAUUGGCACAAACAAAGACAAAGUCUUGAGGAUGAUCGUGGUCCAUGUGGCUAUCUUCAUUGUCUGUUUCGUACCCUACAACUCUAUCCUUUUUUUGUAUGCUCUUGUCCGGUCCCAAGCCAUUGCUAACUGCUCCUUGGAGAGAUUUGCAAGGACACUGUACCCUAUCACAUUGUGUGUUGCCACCCUGAAUUGUUGUUUUGACCCUUUCAUCUACUACUUCACUUCCGAAUCUUUUCAGAAGUCUUUCUAUAUCACCUCGGACAUCAAAAGCGAUUCCCUUUGCAGGACUGAAAACCCGCUGUCAACCCAUACUAUCCUGCCAGUGAUACGGGAGGAGACGAGUGUCCAGGCCAUCAGAAAUGGGAGAGAUCGGAUGUCUGAAUCUCACUUUUGAUACUGGGGCUUUGGGAAUCCGCUGUGUAUUGGAAACUGGGUUUCAGACAGGACUGUACAGGAAAGGUCUAAAAAAAAACACCAGGCCCAAACUGGAUGUUCUGGCGACCUGCUGAAAACGGAUCAUCGUAUGUUAACUCAAAUAACAUUAUGUAUUGCCCCUGUGCUUUUGAAGCUAAUAAAUAAUAAAAUAUUUCACCUUC
Molecule: messenger RNA, 1798 nt
Organism: Sphaerodactylus townsendi
Lineage: Eukaryota; Metazoa; Chordata; Lepidosauria; Squamata; Sphaerodactylidae
Gene: LPAR4
Product: lysophosphatidic acid receptor 4
Exons: 2
Coding region: 547-1596 (349 amino acids)
Biological process (GO): positive regulation of Rho protein signal transduction; phospholipase C-activating G protein-coupled receptor signaling pathway
Cellular component (GO): membrane
Molecular function (GO): lysophosphatidic acid receptor activity
Source: RefSeq, a predicted model, not a curated record